UUCUGUCAACCUCAGCGACUCCUCUAAGACUCGACAUCAGAAGAGAUUGACUACCUCACACACUAGCCAUGGCUCCCAAAGUCGAUCCCAACGAGGUCAAGGUCAUCCACCUGCGCGCGACCGGUGGUGAAGUCGGUGCCUCGUCUGCCCUCGCUCCCAAGAUUGGUCCUCUGGGUCUUUCGCCGAAGAAGGUUGGUGAAGACAUCGCCAAAGCUACCGGCGACUGGAAGGGUCUUCGCGUCACGGUCAAGUUGACCAUCCAGAACCGUCAAGCCGCCGUCUCAGUCGUCCCCUCCGCAUCGUCACUCGUCAUUAAGGCCCUCAAGGAGCCCCCGCGAGACCGCAAGAAGGAGAAGAACAUAAAGCACACCAAGAGCAUUCCCCUCGAUGAGAUCAUCAAUAUUGCGCGGACAAUGAGGUUCAAGUCGAUGGCCAAGGAUCUCAAGGGCACUGUCAAGGAGGUUCUCGGCACUGCCUUCAGUACGGGCUGCCAGGUCGAUGGUCGUAGUCCCAAGGAUGUCUCAGAUGACAUUGAGUCCGGCGAGAUUGAGAUUCCCGAAGAGUAAAUGCUCGCACCGGCGCAUUGCAACCGCCAUAGUGCGGAGGACUCGGGAUAUAGAGGGUGCUAUAUAGCUCAAUGAGGAUCAUGACUUCCACCUUGGCGCUUCGCUGCUUGUCGGGUGGGGCUCGCACGGCUCCGGCGUUUGGGUUGUCGAUACUGAAAAGUGACGGAAAUCGGCUGGCAUUCUGUAAGGGAAUAACAAACCUCAUCCCACCAUCCGCCUCCGAAUGCGUGAAUUCGAUUCGUACAUUGCAGAGUAUUGCAGUGCUAUAAUU
Messenger RNA from Lindgomyces ingoldianus, 837 nucleotides. RefSeq lists its product as uncharacterized. The transcript has 5 exons. Gene Ontology annotation, cellular component: ribosome; cytosolic large ribosomal subunit. Bases 69 to 566 code for a protein of 165 amino acids. Lineage: Eukaryota; Fungi; Ascomycota; Dothideomycetes; Pleosporales; Lindgomycetaceae. Gene Ontology annotation, molecular function: structural constituent of ribosome; large ribosomal subunit rRNA binding. The record is from RefSeq and is a predicted model, not a curated record. Gene Ontology annotation, biological process: translation.